GUUUGUAUCUGCAGCAAAAUGCUUAGGAUUUUUAAUUUUCGCUUUGGGUAUCGCUUAUAUUCAGUGAAAGCGGCUAAGAAAGAUGCAAAGAGAUAUACAGACACCAUUAACCUGCCAAAGACCAAGUUUCCCAACCGCCUGAGCUCAGCAAAACGUGAGGAACAGGAGCGUUUGAUUUUGGAGAAGAAGAUCGCCGUUUCCUAUGAGUACCAGGAGCAGCAUUUGGCUGGGAAGGGGGAACCCACCUUUGUCCUUCACGACGGACCGCCCUAUGCCAAUGGACAACUCCAUAUGGGACAUGCGGUUAACAAGAUUCUGAAGGAUAUUACCUUGCGCCAACGGGUGGCACAUGGCCAGCAGGUAAGCUACAUUCCCGGCUGGGAUUGCCAUGGCAUGCCCAUCGAACUAAAGGCCACCAGCACGGCUCCUGGUCAAAAUGCUCUGGAAAUUAGAAAGAAAUCUCGCUCCUUUGCCUUGGAGGCCAUCAAAUCGCAGAAGGAGGAGUUCAGCAGCUGGGGCAUCUUGGCCAACUGGCAGAAGGAUAAUAUCUACAUGACCUUCCAGCCAGAGUUCAUAGUCAAUCAGUUGCAAAUGUUCCACCAUCUCUAUGAGAAAGGACUGGUCUAUCGGGAUUUAAAGCCAGUUUACUGGUCACCAUCAUCCAGGACAGCCCUAGCUGAGGCGGAACUGGAAUAUGACCCCAAUCACAUAAGUCCCUCGGUAUAUGUGAGAUUUGCUUUGAGUCCAAGUGCCUUCAACGAAAAAAAUAAGAAAAUAUAUGCUCUUGUAUGGACCACAACUCCUUGGACGUUGCCGAGUAACCAAGCCAUUUGCUACAAUGCCUCCUUGGAGUAUGUUCUAGUCAGACUAUCGGAUCACAAACCGGAUGAGCUAUAUCUCCUGGCCUCAGCGCUUGUGGCAGACUUUGAGGCUAACACCCAGUUGAAAUGUGAAAUAGUCCAGACAGUUAAGGGCAACUCAUUGGACAAGCUCAGCUAUAAACAUCCCAUAGACAAGGAUCAGUCGAAUCUGCCCUUCUUCGAUGCUAGCCAUGUGCAGGAUAGCAAGGGUACAGGAUUGGUACACACAGCUCCUGCCCAUGGACCCGAAGACUUCCUGGUUAGCCUGACCAAGAAAAUACCGGUAAAAUGCCUGGUGAAUGAGGAGGGUAUUUACACAAAGGAGGCUCCCGAGUUUCUGCGCGGAAAAUCGGUACUGGAACAGGGAAAUCCUCUUGUGCUAGAACACAUAACCAACGAUGUGGUAUGCUCUUCCACGAUGGAACACUCCUAUCCCAUAGAUUGGCGCACAAAGCAGCCUGUGAUAAUUCGCGCCAGCGAACAGUGGUUCAUCAAUACCGAGAAGCUGAAGACGACUGCUGCCGAUGCCCUGGAGCAGGUGGAAAUCUAUCCCCGAACCAAUGCGGAGGCGAGCAAGAAAGCAUUGCUUACCCAGCUCCAAAAGAGGCCAUAUUGGUGCAUCUCCAGACAGCGGGCAUGGGGAGUUCCUAUUCCCGUUUUCUACAGUCGGGAGACGGGAAAAGUGGUACUCAAUUCCGCUCUGAUUAACCACCUCUGUGAUCUGUUGCGCCAAGAAGGAUCGAUAGACUUUUGGUGGGCCAAGUCGGUGGAUGAACUGGUUCCCUCUAAUAUACUCAAAGAACUGGGCUAUAAAGCCGAAGAUCUCGUUAAGGGCAGCGACAUAUUGGACAUCUGGUUCGACUCGGGCAGCACUUGGUCUGCAGUGCUGAAGAAGGAUAAAGUAGCCGAUCUUUACUUGGAGGGAUAUGACCAAUUCACCGGAUGGUUUCAAUCCUCCCUGCUCAUGAGCAUUGCAGCCCGAGGAACUGCUCCCUACAAGGCGCUCUUUGUACACGGCUUUACAGUUGAUGAGAAAGGUUAUAAAAUGUCUAAAUCGCUGGGGAAUGUCAUUUCUCCAAAGCAGAUUACCAAAAAGUACGGAACAGAUGCCCUGCGGUGGUGGGUGGCCUCUCAUGGAACCCAACACAUGUCCAUCACGGUCAGCGAUAAGUUGCUGCAGCAGGCGGCUGAAAAUCUGAGCAAGGUUCGUGGCACCCUGCGGUAUCUAAAGGGUGUGAUUGGAGAGAGGCAAACGGACAAGGAACUGCUACUAAAUCUCGAUAAAAGCUAUCUUAAUAGGUAUUUGCUGAGCCAGUUGGUUGAGUUUGAAUCAGAGGUGGAGCAACUUUACAAGGCAUACGAGUACAAUCGUGUAGUGGCCUGUGUUCAAAACUUCCUUGCUAAUCAGGUGUCUGCCAUCUAUGUGCAUCUGAUCAAGGAUCGCCUAUAUUGCGGCGACGAUCGGGAGCUGCUUGCCAUUCGUCAGACGCUUACCCAAUGCUACGAACAGCUCUGCAAGAGCCUAUGGCCCAUUGUGCCCUUCCUGGUGGAAGAAAGCUGGAGCUACUACGACGUUGAAGGAGGAGCAUUCCAUCAGCAGAAAGUUCAAGCUAAAUCAGAAUGGAAGGACUCUGAAGCCACUGAGGUGGUAAACGCAGCGCUUGAUGUGAAACGUCUCAUUAACCAGCAAGCUGGCGAGGUCAACACCUGGCACUUGGCGGUGACCAUCAAGGGAAGUAAGCUAGAUUUGCUACAGAAAUUGCAAAACACUCUUGGAGAAUCUGUGAGAAAUUCGGAACUAUGUGAGAUACUGCAAGUGGGUUCUGUUACGAUCCUACAAUCCGAUAAUCACGACUUGGAAAUAGCUCUAACUACACUCCAGACAUCGCUGUGCCCACGUUGUCGUCGCUACAGUUUAGAAGACAAUGGAGAGCAGGAGACUUGUCAACGUUGCUCCGAGGUAUUGGAAGCAAGAAAUUAAUAUUAGAAUAUGUUGUUUUUUAGGUCUAAGGAAUACAUUUAUGUUUUUAAAAA
Drosophila subpulchrella is the source of this 2894-nucleotide messenger RNA. It is a transcript of the gene IleRS-m, whose product is annotated as isoleucine--tRNA ligase, mitochondrial. The record is from RefSeq and is a predicted model, not a curated record. Bases 19 to 2841 code for a protein of 940 amino acids. Gene Ontology annotation, biological process: isoleucyl-tRNA aminoacylation. NCBI's taxonomy places the organism in Eukaryota, Metazoa, Arthropoda, Insecta, Diptera, Drosophilidae. The transcript has 6 exons. Gene Ontology annotation, cellular component: cytosol. Gene Ontology annotation, molecular function: ATP binding; tRNA binding; isoleucine-tRNA ligase activity.